AUGGCCGUCGAGGAAGACCCCACCACUGCUGGCUCCCGCGCCACUAUGCCUGGGAGUGGAACCGGCGCACCGCGAUGGUGGCGCAGAGCGGCGGGGGGCAUGUGGACGUGCCGGCACGUGGCAGACGAGGAGGAGGAGGAGCAAGAGGAGGCGGAGGAGAUGCGGUCGCAUUUCGGCGUGGUGCGUUCCGUUCCACCGACAUCCUCCCCUUCCACUUCUCCCCAACCCCAACAAGGCUUUUCGCCGACGCGUCGGCCGCGGGAGAUGGACUCCGCGGAGGACGCCGCGGCGAAGUUCUCCUCCCUCUACGCCGAGCUCGCCGCCAAGGCCUCUCGCGUCGCCGAGCUGGAGGCUAGGGUCUGGGCCCUCGAAACCGAGAACGCGGGCUUGAGGGAGGCCCUGGUGGUGGCGAGGCGAGAAGCAACGGGCAGUACAGGCGGGGAGGAUGACCCAGUUCUACGCGGAAUCAAGCACGAGGCGGUCGAGAAGCGUGGCGGGGGCGUGGCCCGCGACGCAAUUGAGGUCAGCGACGACGAGGAGGGCGCUGCUGCUGUCGGUGCCAACAAAGGGGGAAGCCCGGAGGUGGGCGUGGGUGCCGUCCCGGCUCCUCGGAAGCGGGCGGUGUCCGGAGAGAGCGUGGGCGAAGCCGAUGCGGAGGACGCGGAGGGAGGCGGAAGAGGCAACCGGGAGAGCAGCGCGGGUCUGGAGGAUGACGAUGUUUCGGUCACGCCUUGGGGGAAGAAGCGUGGCCGUGGGGCGGCGGCGGCGCGGGUGGUCACCAGUGAUAGCGAGGAUGAUGGUGGUGAUGAGGAUGAGCUUGGGAGUGGCAAGGAUGACGUCAAUGAUCAGGAGGGUCUCAUGAGCAGUAGGAAGCGCGCCUUUCGUCGAGUCAGUGACAGUGAGGAUGAGGAUGGCGAUGAGGACGUACCUCCGCAUCAGACUGGGAGUGGGGAGGAGGAUGUGCAUGAUAUGGUUCCCAUCUAUGAAUUGCUCAAGAGGGUGCCUAGUGAGGACGGUGAUGAAUCGGAUGAGGACAAAGGGGAUUCUGCUCCCGCGAUGAGGCGUUCUUCUCGGUUGUUUAAGAGGGUUCCUAGUGAGGAUGAUGAUGAAUCAGAUGAGGCCAAAGGGCAUUCCGCUCCCGCAACGAGGCGUUCUGCUCGGUUGGUUAAGAAACAGUCAAAAUCCGACCGCGUGUUUCGUGGAAUUAGUGACAGUGAGGAUGAGGAUGGCAAUGAGGGCAUAGCUGCGCCUCAGACUGAGAGCGGGGACGAGGAGGAUGAUAUGGUUCCCAUCGAUAAAUCACUCAAGAGGAUGCCAAAAGAGAGGGCGAGUGAGGAAAGCGAUGAAUCUGAUGUGGCCAAAGGGCAUUCUGCUCCUGCAUCUAGGCGUUCUGCUCGGUUGGUAAAGAAUCAGUCAAAAGGGCGAAGAGUUGCAUGUCCGGGGCUCCACUUUGUUGAACCACCCAAGGAUGUUGAAGGGAGUGAAGAUGAUAUGGAAGAAGACGAUGAUAUGAAUGAGUUCAUAAAUGAUGGUUCUUCUGAUAAUGCUAGUGAUUCUGCUGAGGAAUCCUGUGACGAAUCAGAUGUACCAUCUGUUCUGAAUGAAAAAUCCUCUCCAGGACUAGAAGUGUCUGAUUGUGAGGUGGACUAUAAAGAUGUUAUGGCUUACAUUGGCCAUAAAAAGAAAGCUAAAGAGUGGGAUUAUGAGGCAGAUAUGCUAGCAGCAUUUGGUGAACAUCCUGAGCUUUGCUUGAAGGCUGUUUGUGCCAUCUACCGGAAGCAAACUGAGGAUGAACAGGUGGAAAAGGCCUCUUUAGUUCAUAAUAAGCAGGGAUUUAGCAACAAAGAUGCCCCAAGGGGAUCUCGCAUAGCAGAAUUUCUUCUGGAUGGUGAUCGGGUUGGUCCACUGAAGAAGACCGUCUCAGAUUUGGACGAGUAUGAUCGUUAUGCUUUUGAGUUCUGUCGCAAGGUGGCUUCACACUACUCAAAACAACUUUUUGCAAUUUACCAGAACAAGGAGGACCCUUACUUUCAUCCAUAG
This is a messenger RNA of Miscanthus lutarioriparius, 2040 nucleotides long. The record is from the annotation of a GenBank genome assembly. NCBI's taxonomy places the organism in Eukaryota, Viridiplantae, Streptophyta, Magnoliopsida, Poales, Poaceae.